AUGGCUGAGCAGUUGAUUCUCAAGGGUACCCUCGAGGGCCACAAUGGCUGGGUCACCAGCCUGGCUACCUCCAUGGAGAACCCCAACAUGCUCUUGUCCGCUUCCCGUGACAAGACUCUGAUCAUCUGGAACCUCACCCGUGACGAGUCCCAGUACGGUUACCCCAAGCGCUCUCUCAAGGGCCACUCCCACAUCGUCUCCGACUGCGUUAUCUCCUCGGACGGCGCCUACGCCCUGUCUGCCUCUUGGGACAAGACUCUCCGUCUUUGGGAGCUUGCCACCGGCACCACCACCCGCCGCUUCGUCGGCCACACCAACGACGUUCUGUCCGUCUCCUUCUCCGCCGACAACAGACAAAUCGUUUCCGGCUCCCGCGACCGCACUAUCAAGCUCUGGAACACCCUCGGUGACUGCAAGUACACCAUUUCCGAGAAGGGUCACUCCGAGUGGGUUUCCUGCGUCCGCUUCAGCCCCAACCCCCAGAACCCCGUCAUUGUCUCCUCCGGCUGGGACAAGCUCGUCAAGGUCUGGGAGCUCAGCACCUGCAAGCUGCAGACUGACCACAUCGGCCACACCGGCUACAUUAACACCGUCACCAUCUCUCCCGACGGCUCGCUCUGCGCCUCCGGUGGCAAGGACGGCACCACCAUGCUGUGGGACCUCAACGAGUCCAAGCACCUCUACUCCCUGAACGCCAACGACGAGAUCCACGCCCUUGUCUUCUCCCCUAACCGCUACUGGCUCUGCGCUGCUACCGCCAGCAGCAUCAUCAUCUUCGACCUUGAGAAGAAGAGCAAGGUUGAUGAGCUCAAGCCUGAGUUCACCGCUGUCGGCAAGAAGAGCCGCGAGCCCGAGUGCGUGAGCUUGGCCUGGUCCGCCGAUGGCCAGACCCUGUUCGCCGGUUACACCGACAACAUCAUCCGUGCCUGGGGUGUCAUGUCGAGAGCAUAA
Colletotrichum orchidophilum is the source of this 951-nucleotide messenger RNA. Its product is annotated as guanine nucleotide-binding protein subunit beta-like protein. Gene Ontology annotation, molecular function: translation regulator activity; ribosome binding; protein kinase C binding. The record is from RefSeq and is a predicted model, not a curated record. Gene Ontology annotation, biological process: rescue of stalled cytosolic ribosome; positive regulation of protein phosphorylation. Lineage: Eukaryota; Fungi; Ascomycota; Sordariomycetes; Glomerellales; Glomerellaceae. Gene Ontology annotation, cellular component: cytosol; nucleus. The coding region runs from base 1 to 951 and encodes 316 amino acids. The transcript is spliced from 5 exons.